AUGGCCUACUACGGUGAACCCUCAGGCUACAGCCGUCCUCCCUACGAGGACCGCCCUCCAUACGACCGCCCUGCGUAUGACCGUCCCUACGAGCGUCCACCAUAUGAGAGACCUCCGUACGACCGUCCUCAGUACGAGCGUCCUCCGUAUGAACGCCCUCCCUACGAAAGACCCCCCUACGAAUCCGAACGUUCCUACGACUCCCGAACCCCCUACGAAAGACCCCCUUACGAAUCCGAACGCUCCUACGACUCCCGGCCCCCAUACAGCGCGCCCCCGCCGUCCGCCCGGCCUCCCGCUGUCCCGCCGCCGCCGCUCCCCCUCGGCUGGGUGCAGGAGUGGGAGCCCAGCGUGCGCCGCGCCUUCUUUGUUGAGACUGCCACCGGCCACUCGCAGUGGGAGAUGCCCCUGGUCGACUCGCAGUAUGCCACGCGCGAGAUGCCGCCUCCGGCCGCGCCCCCCGUCGGUGGGUACUACCAGGAGGCGCCCCCGCCGCCCCAGGGCUACUACGAGGGAGAGCCGCAGAAGGAGAAGAAGGAUGAUAGCAUGAAGAAGGCGAUGAUGGGUGGUGCGAUUGGUCUUGCGGCUGGUGCUGCGAUUGGUGCGUUCGCUAUGCAUGAACAUGAUGAGCAUGAAGAGGAGGAGAGAGAAGAAGAGAGAGAGGCGUGGUCUGGUGGGGAGAGUGAUUAG
Molecule: messenger RNA, 690 nt
Organism: Aspergillus terreus NIH2624
Lineage: Eukaryota; Fungi; Ascomycota; Eurotiomycetes; Eurotiales; Aspergillaceae
Product: WW domain protein
Exons: 2
Coding region: 1-690 (229 amino acids)
Molecular function (GO): protein binding
Source: RefSeq, a predicted model, not a curated record